CAUUCGUCUAACACUAAACUUGCUGCUCCAUCGUUCUACACUAUUCCUCCUCCCAUAUUUUCAUUUCAUUCGCUUUCAUCCCAACUUGUUACCUCCAUUGUCUUUGCUCAAUGCUUGUUUCCGUAGAACUGCGAAAAAAUUGACAAUGGCGCUCCCAGUUCUUGAAAACGCAAAGAAGUUAUGGGCCACAUGGAACAUUAGAGGAUUCACUAUUGUAAGCCUCUCAGUGCAGGUCUUCUUAAUUCUGUUUGCGCCAUUUAGAAAAACGAGUGGGAGAUGGGGGAAAUAUAUGCAUUGGUUGAUCUGGUUGGCAUACUUGCUAGCUGAUUGGGUUGCCGAAUUUGCAAUUGGAUUGAUCGUAAGCAAGCAAAUCAAAAGUUCUACCGAAAGUAGUGACAUCUACGCCUUCUGGGCACCCUUUCUCCUGUUGCACCUUGGCGGUCCAGACACUAUCACUUCUUUUGCUCUCGAAGAUAACGAGUUUUGGGUUAGGCACUUGCUUGGGCUCGCAUUACAGGUUGGUUCUACUAUCUAUGUCUUCGUUAGGUCCCUUCCAGAGAACAAGCUUUGGCUCCCAACCAUACUAGUGUCAGUGGCAGGAACAAUAAAAUAUGCUGAACGUAACCGUGCAUUUUAUCUGGCAAGCUUUGACCAUUUUGGAGAUGGUUGGGUGCAUAGCGAAUGCGGAGAUGAACUUCCGAUUCCAAUAGAAUUUCAAAAUAUGGACAAGGAAACUUUGAAAGACCGAUCGAAGUCAAUUUUAUGGACAGCAGCACACCACUUUGGCACUAUCAAGACGAUGCUUGUAGGCCCUCUUCUAUCUCGAGAUCAUUCCACUGAGAUCAGAGAAGCCUUUCUCCAGGAAACCGAUCCAUCUAAGGUGUUGCAAAUACUGGAAAUUGAACUAAGCCUCUUGUAUGAGGUUCUCCACACCAAGUGGCCUGUGGUUGGUUGCAGGAUUGGAUACUUUUUCAGGUCCAUUAAUCUGUGCUGCAUCUUGGGAGCAUUGUUGUCAUUCUUAUUAUUUCAGAAGGAUUAUAAGUUGGAGCAGUUUGACAUCUGGCUAACCUAUGGCUUGCUAAUAGGGGCCCUGCUGUUGGAUUUCAUUUCGAUCAUAUUGCUCAUUUUCUCUGAUUGGAUUUUGGUUGCUCACAUGCAGAGUACGAAUCCGAGAUUGUUCGAGAAGGCCAGGUGGUCUACAGCAGUUUGCCAGUUGAAUUUUAUUUCUCAUUAUUUAAAUGAUCAUCUAGUUUUGUUCAAGGAUUUCACUGAUCUUCUAAGGAUAAGCCAUUUGUUGGAAGGAAUAAAAGGAUUACUCUGUCUAUCUUCCAAAAAUAUCAACCAGGACAGAGAUUAUUGGCACCUCAUUUUUUGGGGGUUGAGACAUUUGAAUGAUGGCAUGUUAAAAGAGUUUUCGAAUGUACAGGAGGCCAGGGAUGUUUGGUCAUGCAGUCGUAAAAUAGUUCUCGGUAGCUUUGACAAUUAUGAUCUGACCGACAUCGAAGAGUUAGAUUACACGAAAAGUGUUCUAACGUGGCAUAUAGCCACUGAACUAUGCUUCCAAGGAGUAGACCAAACGUCUACGUCUGGGAAUGAAGAAGGAGGAGAACAAGGGCCUCUAUCUGGGAUAGAGAGCGAGGACCACAAGGAGUUGUGCAAGCUGCUUUCAGAUUAUAUGUUUUACCUUUUGGUAAUGCAGCCAACUAUGAUGGCAGGUGUAUCAGUGACUUGGAAAAUAUUGUUUGAAAGAACAUUGGCAGAGGCCAAGUUAUUGUUAGACAAUAGUUCAAUCUCAAAUGAAAAGAAGCCUACAAAAAAAAUUGAAGAACUGAAACCAUACCCCGGGGAGCAAGAGAGCGAUCUAAAUAAUUCAGUGUUAUUUACUGCUGCUAAGCUUGCAAAAGAGCUGAAUAAAUCUGAAAGUGUUCCGUGGGAGUCAAUGAGCAAAGUUUGGGUACAAUUAAUGUGCAUUGCUGCUCUGAGUUGCAGGCCAAAUGUUCAUGCUCAGCAACCUAGUAAGGGCGGAGAACUUCUCACAUUCAUUUGGCUGUUGAUGAAUCAUUUGGGAUUCGGGACUUACUUUUCAAGCCAUUACUAAGAUUAGUAACUUUGAAGCCCUUCAACAAAGUUUGAUAUUUCUGUAUGUGUUUUGUCUUUCUCUGUUAUGUUUCUUUGAAUAAGUGAUGCAUACUCUGUGGCUCAUGCAUGGUCUUAUGUUAUCAUUGUAUGACUUCAAGUUGAAUCUGUUAGUGUGCACUAUGAGUUAAUUAUUUGAGUUUGUGAAUAAUCCAGUUUAUGGAUAUGAUUACAGAUAAAAUGACACUAUUCUU
Rubroshorea leprosula is the source of this 2330-nucleotide messenger RNA. The record is from the annotation of a GenBank genome assembly. Lineage: Eukaryota; Viridiplantae; Streptophyta; Magnoliopsida; Malvales; Dipterocarpaceae.